CUGUGGCAUCCACGAACCUGUUCCCAUUGCGUGCCACAUUCGUACUUGACACCGCGAAGACGCUGCCAACCGAAAGCGGACCGAAACGUUUUUUUUUUUUAAUACCAACAAAAAAAAACACAAACAACAAGAACUAAAAUACAACAAAAAGAACAAAAAACAACAACAACAACAACAAUAGCCGUAGAUUGAGAGAAAGAGAAAGAGAGAGAUGCAUCUUGUGGAUUUGGAUUUGGAUAUGGAUAUCGGUAUGGAUAUCGGUAUGGCUAAACGAUCGAUGCGACUAUAUAGUACGGUGUUCCAGUGAUUCGUGUGUGUGUGUGCGUGCUCGAUCGAUCGAUCAGUGGUCAGCGGUUUUUUUUGUUGCUCGGCGAUCCGAUCCGAUCCGAUCCGAUCCGUUCGAUCCGUUCGAUUCCGAGGAGUUCCCGAAACGCCAGAGAUUUACCGAGAAUAUUCGCGUUAAUUGAGCUGUACUUACAGCUGUAGUACAAAUUUGCAUAACCAGGAGAGCGACAGAGCGACAGAGCGAGAGAGGAGGACAUCCAGCAACGGCAAGGGAGGAGCAGAGGAGCACAGAGGAGCAGAGCAGAGCAAGCCAUAAACAAAUCUCGCUUGAGCGUCUUGGUUCACUGAUUUAAUGCCACAAACAGAUUGCAGAUUGUAACCUGCAGCCGCGCCCCGUGCACCACUCCAGCUGCCAGCCACCAGCCACCAGCCACCACCUUCCACCUCCACCUCCACCUCCACCUCCACCUGGAACUCCUGCCACUGCCACUGCCACUGCCGCUUGGUCAACCUGCUUGGUGGAAGCUUGUUUCUGCGGAAGAGCAGCCGCCGUGCCGGUGGAGCGCCAGACCCGGCACAAAAAAAAAAGGAGGAGAGCAAAAGGAAAAAAACAAAAAACACACUCAGAAUACAGUACAACAACUUUGCUGUUGUCGUCGUCGUCGUCGUCGUCGCUGCGUCUUGGCCAACGUCUUCGUCUUUGGCCGAAAGAAUUUUCUUAAAAACAACAAAAGCAAAAAGCAAAAAGCAAAAACAACGCGCUAAGAUUUACAACGCGCGGAACCCAAACACAAACCCAAACCCAAACCCAGAGCCAGAGCCAGAGCCAGCAAAAAGUGUAAAAGGCAAGCAAAUGCAGCAGAAGGAAAAAAAUUAGCGCAUACUGAAGUGUAUCUCUCUCUCUGUGUGUGUGUGUGUGUGUGCGCGUGUGUGUGUGUGCAGUAUUUUUUUUUUUUUUUUUUACAACUAAAAGAAAAAGUUUGAAAAGUGUCAAGCGCGGAAAGCGCGGCGCGGCACGGCACGGCACUCGCCUCGACUCGCCUCGACUCGACUCUCUCCUCGCUAUUCCCGGUUCGGCCAAUAACCCAACGACAUUUUGUGGCAGGCAUGCAAUGCGGCGAGGCGACCCCAACGGGCCAGCCUGCGAGUUAAUUACCGUUAUCCUUGCACAGCAACAACAACACAAGCAACAACUAAACGGUACUCAAGUUGGGGACUACGAUUACGCCCCGCAGUCGCCCCGCUGUGUGAAAGGACAACCACAGCGACAUCGCCAUCGCCAUCGCCAUAGCCAUAGCCAUCCGCAUCCCCUGCCCCAGCCCCACCAUCCCGUACGCAGACCAAGACAAGGCCAAGUCGUCGUCAAGCAAACAUUCCAAUCGGAAACGGGCUAAUUGGCACACUGCGUAUCUCAAAACGAGCUACAGUUUUUUCGCCGGAUAAGAGCCGGAGGGAGACUCCAGUGGCCGUUCAUCAUGCGCUAAACGGAGCAGCGAAAGGACAACGGCGAUUGGACAACCGAGCAGAGGAACGAGCGAGCGAGCGAACGAAGGAAGGAAGGAAGGAAGAACCAGUCAAAGGACACACCAGAAGAGCAGCGGCAGGACCCCCCGCCCCCCCUCCGCUUCCCGCUUCCCGCACCACCCACCACCCACGGAAAGAUGCCAUCCAUAGCCAACAGCAGCAGCAACUUCCUGACUGCCAACGAUGCGCGUCUCAGUUACGUUGUAGAUCCUGUGGCAUCCUCAACGGCAUCCGCAUCCUCAUCCGUAUCCUUAACCACAUCCUCCGCCCUCGAUGCUGCCUCCGCCUCCGCCUUUCCCACAUUCAGUCCGCCGCGGAUUGAGAGUCUGGUGGCCAGCUCUGCGGAGCAGGACUUGAGCAGCUUCGGUGACGUGACAUUCGACAUCUUCGACGACGAUGACGAUUUGUUCGGCUCACCGAUGGCCUUCGAUGCCACCGAGCAGGGCCUGUGGAACGGCCGCUUCGUGCCGCCGCCGCCGCGUCCCCCCUUCUUCGUCGACGAGCCGGUGCUGAGCGAUGGCCUAACCACGUGUGAUUUAUGCUCCUGGGCCAUGCCCACGAAGAACACCUUCAUGUUUGAGGGUACGAUAGAAAAGGCCACGGAACUGGGCUGGCCGCUGACGCUGAUCAUUGUGUCGGUGCUGUCGGCGCUGCUGGGCGCCAUCAUCAUGAUUGCUGUGGUGCGAUGUCGCCGCAAAAAGUCCUCCAACAAUCGGAAUGACACGCACGUGCAGUGGUGGUCCCGGAACAAGCGCGCCCACGGCAAUAGCCUCAGUGGAGCGGGCGGCGGCAGUGGUGGGGCCGGUGCCAGUGCCGGGAGCAGCGCCAACCUCCACCACCACCCCCACAAUGGGAGCAACAACAACAUCAGCAACAACAACAACCAUUUGCGGCGAAGCAACAUCUAUACGGCACACCCGGCGGACAGCAUACGAUGCCCGUUGCCGCUGCCACUGCCACUGCCACUGCCACCAUCCUCGUCAUCGCCCACGCUGGGGGGCACAGUCAUGGCCAUGACCAUGUCCCCAUCAUCAUCAUCCACAGCAGCAGCAGCAGCGGCAGCGGCAGCAGGAGCGAAUGGAGCAGCAGCCAGCGCGCCUCCGGGCCAGCACUACUUCCAUCCAUAUCACCAGCAGCAUCAGCAUCAUCCACAUGCACAUCCACAGCAUCCACAGCACUCGCAGCAUCCACAGCAUCCCCAUCAUCAGCUCCAGCUGCAGCAUCAGCAUCAGCUCCACUCGCAUGCACAUCAUCCGCAUCAUCAGCAGCAGCAGUCGUUGCAACAGCAGUCGUUGCAUCAUCAUGUGCCGCUCUACCCGCAUGACUGUGACGAGGACGCCGCCUACGAGGAGCCCGAGUACCAUCAGCCCCAGCAGCUGCGCUCGGCCCACAGCUGCUCCUCCAUAUCGUCGGCCUCGCUUUCGGUUUCGGUCUCGGCCCCCUCCUCGCCAGUGCCCACCGAGGCCUCCUCCUCCGCCGGACUGGCGGCAGCGGCAGCCAUUGCCGCCUGCCACUGGCCGCAGGCCACUGCCAGCACGAUGGUGAUUGCCAGCUGAGAGUCGGUCGACGGCUGCUCCUGGACGGUGCAGCCACAGGAGGCACCAGGAGGCACCACCACCAGCACCACCACCACCACCAGCACCAGCAACUGGAUCUGGCAGUGACAUGUUGCCCCGCAACAACAUUUCAACGGUGGCAGUGGCGGUGGCAAUGCUGCUGCCUAAGAUGCUUAAGAUGCGGCGCACAUAUUCUGGUGCAGAUCAUAAAAAGGAUUACACGUAACAAUUUUGUCAAGUCCAUAAGCAUCUAAAGGAUACACUACCGAAAGCUGUAUCUCUCCGUCUCCCUCUGUGUCUCUGUGUGUGUGUGUGUCCCUCUGUGUCUCUGUGUGCGUGUGUGUGUGUCUCCCAAUUGGGAAAACCGAAACGAAUUUAGUGUCACUUCCGUUUCCGUUUUGCAAACUAUCGAACCAGACAGUCAGCCAGGGCAGCCAGGAGGCAGACAUUUCGGUGUGUGGCAUGUGUGGCACCGCCAGCAUGAGAAGGAUGCUCUGCCAAAGCAGGAUGCUCUCUCUCUACCCCGCUCUCGCUCUUUACAUGCCAUGCACGUUUCAUCCUUUAUUGCCGUUCGGCAUUAGAACAGGGAUUUUGUCAGAUUAAAGCAAAUAAAGGGCGUGUGGCCUCUGUUUGCACCCGACAUUCGCAUUCGAACUGGCGAUGGAUGCCACAAGUUUAAAUCGUUGUGUGCCCUGUGUGUGGGGCAGGGGCAGGGGCAGGGGGAGGCUGAGGGUAUGCUGGCCCCACUGCCAGAUGCAUGCUGCAAAUAGGAUAUAAAAUACGACCCGUAGAGGGUAAGCCUCAGUCGAGUUGCUCAAUGGGAUAUUUCCUACUCGCUUCGUUUUUUUUUCGGGACUUAAGCUGUUACACGAUUGUGUGAGUGUGUGUGUGUGUAUGCCUGGGAGCGUGCGUGUGUGUGUGUGUGUUUUGUGGUGUAGCCUCUCGGGACGGGGCGGCCCGCCCCCCACCCCCCGACCACUUUGUGGCUUUUCACUUCAUUCCAAAUGACAUGAGCAAAUAGAUUCCACCACUAACAAGAAACAGAAUCAUUAAAAACAGUGUAAAUAUCGAAAAAGGCACAAGGCAAAGGAAGGCCAGAAGCAAGAGAAAGCCAGAGAAAGUCCAGCCGAAAGGUACUAAAGAAUUAGAGAGAAAAAAGAAGAAAAAAACGGAAAUACUCGCAAGAAUACGGAUAUCCACAAAAUCAAGCAUUUAAUAGGCAUUUCUGCAUUUGCAUUUGCAUUUUUUAAACGAAAACAAAAAACAAACAAAUAAAUAUAUAUAGACAAGCAUAUCAGAUUUAAACACAAACUAAAAAUACAAACAAAUUAAAGCCCCGCAUAAAACGUACUUAAACAAUCAUCAAAACUAAAACUAACAACAAAUAGAAGGAAAGAAAAACAAAAAACAAAAACAACUAUUGUACAUAGAAUUUGUUGCUCCAAUUAGCAAUUAACUAGGAGAGCAUUCAGCCGCAAGUUUCUACGACUAAAUAUCGCAUUAAUCGACAAAAGCAUUCCUCUCUCUCUCGCUCUCCCUCUCUCUCUUUCUCUUUAAAGGUUAAAGUUUAGAAUUUUUUUUUUUUUUUUUAUACACUAAGCAAUUUACUAAUUUAAAAAAUAGACAACAGAAGGAAAAACAAAAAAAAUGAGAAUAAACCAACCAAAGACUAGUCAUUUAAGUGGAAAUGUUGCUAUGUACAAAAUAAAAAGAA
Drosophila pseudoobscura is the source of this 5079-nucleotide messenger RNA. RefSeq names its product serine/threonine-protein kinase minibrain. The coding region runs from base 1947 to 3365 and encodes 472 amino acids. The record is from RefSeq and is a predicted model, not a curated record. The transcript is spliced from 4 exons. NCBI's taxonomy places the organism in Eukaryota, Metazoa, Arthropoda, Insecta, Diptera, Drosophilidae.